AUGAAGGAAAAAGAGAAGGAGAAGGAGAAGGAGAAAGAGAAGAAGAAGAAGAAGAAGAAGAAGGAGAAGAAGAAGAAGAAGAAGAAGAAGAAGAAGAAGAAGAAGAAGAAGAAGAAGAAGAAGAAGAAGAAGAAGAAGAAGAAGAAGAAGAAGAAGAAGAAGAAGAAGAAGAAGAAGAAGAAGAAGAAGAAGAAGAAGAAGAAGAAGAAGAAGAAGAAGAAGAAGAAGAAGAAGAAGAAGAAGAAGAAGAAGAAGAAGAAGAAGAAGAAGAAGAAGAAGAAGAAUGCCGUGCUAGCGGAGGAGAGAAAUGCCGUGCUAGCGGAGCCGAGUCCGCAGCCCGGCCACGGGAAAUGCUCUCGUUGGCAAAUGGGGGCGGAGAAGAAAGGCCUCCAGAUGCUAGAGCAUGGGGAUUUGAAUAGCGCGGCCCUACGAGGAACAGAAAGUCUCAAAAUUCUCAAGAAGAGACGGUCGCUCCGCCUGCCGACUGCCGCCGGCCUCCCUCUGACAAGAACGCACACAGGUCGCCCGUGUGUCCGCGAGGCGAGAGCGCGGUCGAAAAGUCUCUCCUUCUUGUCAGUCAGCAAAGUGUCGCCUUUUUCCCCUUCGUACGGGUCCACGAAAGGUAGGAUCGGAGAACAGUACAGUUCGUUCGCGUCUCCCUCGUCUGUGGCGUGUCCGCGUCCUCUGAGCGAAGCGCUGCGCUCGUCUCCGGGCUCUCAGAGCCCCCGCCAACUCUCCUCCGUCGUCUCUUUUUCUUCCUUCUCUCUCUUUCGCAUGCAGUCUGUCGGAUGCCUACUCGCCGGUGGCCUGCUCUGCGCCCUGCUUCUCACUGCUCUCCCCCUGACCGCCUCCCCUCUUUUGGACGUGGUGUCUGCGCGGACACCCGAGAACCCCGCCGAGUCUUCUUCAGUCUCGACGUCGUCAGGCGGCGUGGCGGGCGCCGACGCAGAGAGAGGGAAGGCCCAAGAGACAGGAGACAGAGGAGACAGGAGCGUGACGGUCGAUGAUGUAGCGCACGCAGAGAUCCAGAUGCUCGAUCGCCUCACAGCUGACCUGAAGAAUAGCCCCCUCGCUCAGGACUUUGACGCAGAAGAAGAACGAAGACGGGAAUUGGUCGACCAGCACCUCACGGACCGACAGCAGAUGCUCAAAAUGGUCGGCUGCUUUUGGCUGGUCCAGCAACACCACACCGAAAACCGGCCUCUCUAUAAAGCUGUCGUCGAAAAAGCCUCCCCUGAAAAGGGAAUGCGGCAAGACGAGAUGCUUCGUCUCAUGUUCCACGGGUCCUGGGUCGCGUGCUACCAGAAGUUCACCACUGCGGAAGACGUCGAGCGGCUUUUUCUCGGCAUGCUGAGCAGCCAAGAGCGGCUCUCGUCGCUGCUGCGCGGGCCCGAGACACCCAUCCGAUUCUCUAAAAGACAACAUCAUUCUGCAGAGCAACUGAUCCGAAGACUUGCGCACAUCUCGCCUGCGAACCACAAAGCCAUCAACGGGUUUUGGGGGUACACCUACGCGGCCGUGAUUAUCCUGCUUUUGUUCUUCGCGAUCCUUUUUCUCCACCGCGUGUUGAAGACGCGAAGGCGCCGCAACGGGCACCAGACUGACAUGUCUCACUCGCGGAAACUUGGCGCAAAGCGCAGCGGGAAAAACCACUAG
Molecule: messenger RNA, 1656 nt
Organism: Neospora caninum
Lineage: Eukaryota; Apicomplexa; Conoidasida; Eucoccidiorida; Sarcocystidae
Exons: 6
Coding region: 1-1656 (551 amino acids)
Biological process (GO): nucleosome assembly
Cellular component (GO): nucleosome
Molecular function (GO): structural constituent of chromatin; DNA binding
Source: RefSeq, a predicted model, not a curated record